AUAUUCUAGAAAACUAGGCAGUGAUUCGUGUAGGAAAGUGCUAGAAGUGAAGUGUCAUCCAAUGCAACCAACCUUUAUUUAUUUAUGCCAUAUAAAUAUCAGUGUCCCAAAGUGUUAGCUAAAUAAGGAUCAUUUUUGGGGUUUUCUUCUGUCACACUAACGAAAGAAGAAACUAGGGUUUUACGGUUCUAUCUUUUUUUCUCUCCUCAGUUUUCGUCAAUCAAAUCCAACAUGAGUCGUCAUCCUGAGGUUAAGUGGGCUCAGAGAGUAGACAAGGUCUACAUCACGGUUCAAUUGGCUGAUUCUAAAGAUGCUAAAGUUGAUCUUGCUCCAGAUGGUACUUUUACCUUUUCUGGCAGCGCUGGAGCUGGAGACAAUCAGUAUGAGCUGAAAAUGGAGCUCUUUGACAAGGUUAAUGUAGAGGAGAGCAAAAUCAAUGUAGGAGUGCGAAGCAUAUUCUGUGUAGUGCAGAAGGCAGAGAAUGGAUGGUGGAAGAGGUUGUUGCGUGGAGAAGGCAAGCCUCCACAUUAUGUGAAAGUAGAUUGGGAUAAAUGGGCCGAUGAAGAUGAGGAGGAAGGUGAAGUGGACUUGGGAGGGAUGGAUUUCUCGAAAUUUGGUGGGAUGGGUGAUGGUGGAAUGGGAGGCUUGGGAGGAAUGGGAGGCUUAGGAGGAAUGGGAGGAUUGGGAGGAAUGGAAGGAUUGGGAGGAAUGGAUUUCUCUAAAUUUGGUGGUAUGGGUGAUGAUGCAAUGGAUGAUAUUGACGAGAGUGACGAUGAAGAGCAAGAAGUGUCGAAGCCUGGUGAGCAAGAUGCUGCUGGCAAGAGCGAUGGUGCUGGUGAGGCAGCUACAGAGAGUAAAGAAGCUGUUCCAAGCACAUAAUAACCUUGCAGUGCAAGAAGAUUUAAUGAUGCUUAUAAAAAAUUGUCUGAGUGAAUUUUUCCUCCUUUGUACCAUUCAGUGGUAGUUUAAGUGGAGACGUUGGUGUCCCCUUUGCUGUGUUGACUUAACAGUAGGAAUACUGUAUAAUUGAGAUUUAUUUCAAUGCAUUAAUGAAUGGCUGCGCUAGUUCUUUCUAGCUAGGGUUGUUUCGAUGGAAAAA
Cicer arietinum (chickpea) is the source of this 1099-nucleotide messenger RNA. RefSeq lists its product as uncharacterized. Gene Ontology annotation, cellular component: nucleus; cytosol. The record is from RefSeq and is a predicted model, not a curated record. Gene Ontology annotation, molecular function: protein-folding chaperone binding; Hsp90 protein binding. NCBI's taxonomy places the organism in Eukaryota, Viridiplantae, Streptophyta, Magnoliopsida, Fabales, Fabaceae. Gene Ontology annotation, biological process: protein folding; chaperone-mediated protein complex assembly.